This is a messenger RNA of Metarhizium acridum CQMa 102, 315 nucleotides long. The record is from RefSeq and is a predicted model, not a curated record. Lineage: Eukaryota; Fungi; Ascomycota; Sordariomycetes; Hypocreales; Clavicipitaceae.
AUGUCCUCAGCAGACCCCGGAUCCAGCGUCGACAAAGCCUCCGUACGCGGCGCCCUGCUCCCCCUCAUCCCUCUCAUCCCUCCCAAACAAUACCCGCCCUCCCCUUCAGUCACUUCCAAAAUCUCCCCUUUCCUGGCUCUGACAAAUCUCGACCAGUCGCCAGAUAACUCCAACGCCGAUGUCUCAGCCGCCGUAGAGGAGUUGUUGAACACGCUGUCCAACAAAUUCGCUAGCGUGUCGUCCGAGAUAUUUGCCAAAAAGGCGGCGCUGCUAGAGACCAAGGCAAAUGAGAGCUCGGGCUCGACAAAGUCUUGA